AUGCAAAAACAGUAAGCUCUUGCUGUUGUUCGUAUUCCUUCUGGGAUUACGAAAUAGCCAUUUAAAUCAACUAGCAUCACUAACUAAGCACCUCUUCAAAGAGUCAACUCUGCAGGAUUUAUGAAUGCAAGCAGACAAUCUUAUCAAUAUUAGAAACCUGCUACACCAUUCUACUAAACCCAUAAUUAUAGGUAGGAUUGGAAAAAUUAUAUACACUCAUUCCCUCGAGUACCAAGAAUCAAAAUUUUGGCUCCAGGUACUGGUUAUGAUGCAAAAAUGAUUAAAUGA
Messenger RNA from Paramecium pentaurelia, 288 nucleotides. The record is from the annotation of a GenBank genome assembly. NCBI's taxonomy places the organism in Eukaryota, Ciliophora, Oligohymenophorea, Peniculida, Parameciidae.